Molecule: messenger RNA, 1307 nt
Organism: Olea europaea var. sylvestris
Lineage: Eukaryota; Viridiplantae; Streptophyta; Magnoliopsida; Lamiales; Oleaceae
Product: lignin-forming anionic peroxidase-like
Exons: 3
Coding region: 204-1172 (322 amino acids)
Biological process (GO): response to oxidative stress; hydrogen peroxide catabolic process
Molecular function (GO): heme binding; peroxidase activity
Source: RefSeq, a predicted model, not a curated record
GGAAAAGCAAGCACCUAUUUCUAAAAAGAACAAUUUUGUUCCGGGAAAGAUGACAGCAACGCGUUACGCGUUCUAGCAGCCGAUGGUGACCAACGCCAUUUGCAAAGCACUAAGCUUUUGUGCCUAUAAAUUCAACUCAAAAUACCUUUUCUUCAAUCACAUUAAGUUGCAACCAAAUCUCAGUAUCUACAUCUCAGUUUAUAAUGGAUUCUGUACAUUUCUUAGGCAAUAUUGUUGUUUCUUUUUCAGUGUUGAUCUUGCUUUGGAACGCACCAUGCGAAGCUCAACUUUCUCCAUCAUUUUAUAGCAAUACAUGUCCAAAUGCUCUCACUACAAUUCGCACUUCCAUCCGGCAAGCAGUAUCCCGAGAACGCAGGAUGGCUGCCUCUCUCAUUCGCCUCCAUUUUCAUGACUGCUUUGUUCAAGGCUGUGAUGCAUCAAUCUUACUAGACGAAACCCCUUCUAUAGAAAGUGAGAAAACUGCAUUUCCAAAUAUAAAUUCUGUAAGAGGUUAUGAGGUCAUAGAGGCUGCCAAGAGGGAGGUUGAGAAAAUAUGUCCAGGAGUUGUUUCGUGUGCAGACAUACUCACAGUGGCAGCCCGGGAUGCCUCCGCAGCUGUUGGUGGGCCAUCGUGGAACGUGAAACUUGGAAGAAGGGAUUCUACAACUGCUAGUCGUUCUGUAGCUAACACCGAUCUUCCAAGUCCUUUUUCCGAUCUCAACACACUUAUUUCUGCGUUUGCGAACAAGGGACUUAGUGCUAGAGACAUGGUUGCCUUAUCGGGAUCUCAUACAAUAGGCCAAUCCCAAUGUUUUCUCUUCCGGGAUAGGAUAUACAGCAAUAGAACAGACAUUGAUGCUGGAUUCGCUAGCACUCGUAGGCGCCAAUGCCCUAGAAAUAGUGGAGACAGUAAUUUGGCAGCCCUAGAAUUGGUGACACCCAAUUCAUUUGAUAACAAUUACUUUAAGAAUCUAAUGCAGAGAAAGGGUCUUCUUCAAUCAGAUCAAGUUCUGUUCAGUGGAGGAUCAACAGACAGUAUUGUUUCCGAGUACAGUAGAAAUCCAAGAACAUUCAUGUCUGAUUUUGGAAAUGCCAUGAUCAAGAUGGGAGAUCUUGAACCGCUCACUGGCCAAAAUGGGAUCAUAAGAAGGAUCUGUAGGGCCACCAACUAGUUUACUCCAUGACUAUAUGAUCCUAUUUCAGAUUUGCCAUGUUUCUAAUUGUAUAUCUAUUUCCAUUCAUGUUCUUUAAUCUCUAAUUUUUUUCGUUUUAUUCUUUCAAAUUCUCUAGAAGCUUUCUCUUAAUCA